CUAUCCCUCUCUCUCUGUAACCCUCUCCCGGACCCUCUAUCCAUCGGUCUCUUCCUCCUCUGCUCUUGCCUUCUCCUUCCUGUGAGAGCGUUUACCACCCAUGUUCCAGCCGACGGGUCCUGGGGGCCGGUCGUCAACAAGCCUGCUGGCGUUGUGUGCCAUGGGGCCCCGGGAGAGACCGGCCCCUGGCACCAGGUAUGUCCUCCUGGUGCUCUUCCUCCUGCUGCUGGUUUCCCCCGGCUCUUCAGCUGUCAUCACGGGGGCCUGUGAGAUGGACUCCCAGUGCGGAGGGGCUAUGUGCUGCGCGGUCAGUGUGUGGAUACGGACUCUGAGGAUGUGCACCCCCAUGGGCCAGGAGCACGACGACUGCCACCCCAUGAGUCAUAAGAUUCCCUUCAAGGGGAUGCGGUUGCAUCACACGUGUCCCUGUCUGCCCAACCUGGCCUGCAUCACCCCAGAGGACGGGAGGUCACGCUGUCUCCCCGCCUUCAAGUUCCCGGACUACUACCUCUGACGGAAACCACCUUGCUUCUGAAAGACAGGCUUGUCAAGGUCCAAUACGGGGCGUCCAACCACUGGGUGUUAUGUCUAAUUUAUUUUGACCUUUGAGGAAUCGAUUUUUUUAACCAGACGACCGGUGACUUGACAAGAAGGAUUCUUACAGAUCAUUUGCACUCGUCUGUUUAUUGUAUGUUGUACAUCAUCUGGUCUGUAAUUCCACGUUAAAUAAACACGGGUGCAAGACAAGACCUCUUUUUAUUCCCAUUGCCAAUGCCACACGAUUUAGUUUGAUUCUCAUCGUAUU
This is a messenger RNA of Gadus morhua (Atlantic cod), 805 nucleotides long. It is a transcript of the gene prok2, whose product is annotated as prokineticin 2. The transcript is spliced from 3 exons. NCBI's taxonomy places the organism in Eukaryota, Metazoa, Chordata, Actinopteri, Gadiformes, Gadidae. The coding region runs from base 101 to 514 and encodes 137 amino acids. The record is from RefSeq and is a predicted model, not a curated record. Gene Ontology annotation, biological process: endothelial cell proliferation.